Molecule: messenger RNA, 3830 nt
Organism: Drosophila mojavensis
Lineage: Eukaryota; Metazoa; Arthropoda; Insecta; Diptera; Drosophilidae
Gene: Sp1
Product: transcription factor Sp9
Exons: 3
Coding region: 1116-3170 (684 amino acids)
Biological process (GO): regulation of transcription by RNA polymerase II
Molecular function (GO): RNA polymerase II cis-regulatory region sequence-specific DNA binding; DNA-binding transcription factor activity, RNA polymerase II-specific
Source: RefSeq, a predicted model, not a curated record
GCCGCACACAGUCGCACAAGCAGAACACACAAAUACAACAAUUGCAAAUCGCGCUCUCUCUUGUUUUGACGCGCCCUCUGCUGUUUGCUGUUGCUGUUGCUGUAGCUAUAGCUAUAGCUAUAGCUGAACGACGACGACAACGCCUUCGCCUGACGUUGACGGAGCAGUCGCCGCCAACGACAAAACGGGAAUGGGCCCAAGCUUUUUGUUUGCGCUGGCAUCGCGUGAAACAGUUGCAAGCCUUUGAACGAUCAGCGACGACGCUAAAAACUUUUGCGCGGAUAUAUUUUGUUUGUUAGUGCAGACGCCUCCUUGUCGCCAACGUCGCCGCCGACGCCUUAGCACAACGCAAUAUCAGCAACGACAUCGAAAUCGACAUCGAAAUCGACAUCGACAUCGACAUCGAUAACAAACAAUAACAAUAAUAACAACAACAAUAAUAUCAACAGCAACAACAACAACAAUCACAUACAGUUUGAAGUGCGUCUUAGUGCUUUUAAAUCCAACUUCAGCUUAUUUUUUUUCUGUUGUAAGUUGUCCCACGCGGUUUAUUGUUUUGCUUCAGUUCUAACUGUAUUCGCAUCUCUUGCAUUUGAUUCGAUCUCGCUGCCUGUGACGAUCAGAGGCUGGCGCCAGCGUGUUGCAGUCACGGAUGAAAGCGUGACAGUUACAGUGACAGUGACAGUAACAGUUACGGAAAUAAGUAUUUGCACAGCAUAAAUUAAUAAGCGACAACAACAACAACAAGAAUCAAAAGGAAGAGCAAAUGCAAAUCUCUCCGAAUAACAGUGAAAAGUGCAAGUCGAAUCCUUAAGAGAAUAUUAUUUUUUUGUUGCAUAUUUUUUAUUGUUUGCGACUAGCGCGCGUGUUUCUCUCUGUGUGUGGUUCUUUUGAGAUUGUGGCCUCGUCUUUGGGCGUCUUUGAACAGCGAGCGACUUUGUUUUAUGUGUGCUUUGUUUGGAAUAAUCUAGGUUCCUAGGCAAAUCCCUUCGCGCGCACGCCUCAAAAUUACAACACCAACAGGAAGAAAGACAGCAGCAGCCGACGCAGCAGCCGCAGCAGCCGCCGCAGCAGCAGCAGCAGCCACUGUCGCCGCAGCAGCAGCAGCAGCUAAAAUGUUAACGGACAUGACACCAACCGCCGGCCAAUUGUACGGCUCACAGAUUCCGGCUAUGGCGGGCAUGAACAUCACCAACAUUGCGACACAUUUGCAGAAACCACAGGUAAAUCCGGAUCAUCCUAGUCUGCGCGGCACUCCGCUGGCCAUGCUGGCCGCCCAGUGCAACAAGCUGUCGAACAAAUCACCGCCGCCGCUGGCCGAUGCGGCCGUCGGCAAGGGUUUCCAUCCCUGGAAGAAGAGUCCCAAUUCACCGGCAGCAGGUAGCAGCAACGCACCCGGCGGCGGUGGUGCAUCUAGCCUCAGCGGCAGCAGCAGCGUUGGCCAGCACUCGCCCUGCGCCAUCUCGGCGGCAAGCUCGUCCAGCUCCAGUGGCAGCGGCAGCGGCGGAGGAGGCGGCGGUGGCGGAGGCAGCGGCGGGCAAACAUCGCGCAGCCUCUCGUCCAGUGCUAACAGCAGCACUAUGGUAAACAUCACAGCUAGCAUAUAUCCUUACAGUCGUCCGCUCGCCUCGUCCUGCGCGGCCGUGGGCACCUCGGCGUCUGCAUACGGCAGCGACCUGUACUUUCCCAACACGUCCACGUCGUCCGGCAGCAUGGUGGCCGACAAUCAUCACAUGCACCAGGGGCUGUUGGGCAAGGUGGAGGGCGCUGCGUUCGGGUCGGUCUACUCGCGCCACCCGUACGACUGGCCCUUCAACGCGGUGACUGCGUCCGCCCACAAGGCCGCCGAGGCAGCCAGCGUCAACUCGGGCUGGUGGGACAUGCACAGCGCUGCCGCUGCCGGCAGCUGGCUGGACAUGGGCAGCGCAGCGGCGGCGGGCAUGCACUCGACCAUGGCCAACUAUGCGAGCGCCGCGGCCGCUGGCACGGAUUACAGCUCGGCGCUCUCGCACUCGCUGUCGAACACGGCCCAUCUGCUGGGCUCCGGCCAGCACUUGCUGCAGGACACGUACAAGAGCAUGCUGCCCGGGCAGGGGGUGGGCGGCUUCUCGCUGCCGCACAGCUCGCCGUCGGCGGCGGCCACGGCCGCCUCGCCGCAGGCCUCGACCCCGUCCACGCCCUCUCCGCGCUCGCAGCGACGGUACGCGGGCCGCGCGACCUGCGACUGCCCGAACUGCCAGGAGGCGGAGCGCCUGGGCCCGGCCGGCGUUCACUUGCGCAAGAAGAACAUCCACUCCUGCCAUAUUCCGGGUUGCGGCAAGGUGUACGGUAAGACGUCGCAUCUGAAGGCGCAUCUGCGAUGGCACACCGGCGAGCGUCCCUUUGUGUGCAACUGGCUGUUCUGCGGCAAGCGCUUCACGCGCUCCGACGAGCUGCAGCGGCAUUUGAGGACACAUACCGGCGAGAAGCGCUUUGCUUGCCCCGUGUGCAACAAGCGUUUUAUGCGCAGCGACCAUCUGGCCAAGCACGUAAAGACGCACAAUGGCACGGCGCCGAAUGGCAUUAAAAAGGGCUCCUCGGAGUCGUGCAGCGACUCUGAGGAGGCAGCCAAUCAGUCGGGUGAGUCGAACGGGUUGGGCGGCGCGUCCAGUGGCCAACAGACGGGCGCAGGUGGUGGCGGCGGGGGUGGCUCCGCCAGCUCCGGCUCCGGCAACGGCAGCUCUGGCUCCGGUGCCGGCGGCAAUCGAGCUGGCAGCCAUCCCGGCACCCCGACCUCGCUGCAUGCGCAUAGCGCCUCCAGCACGUCCAGCAGCCUGCUGGGCGGCGGUCUGCACCUGGCCACGCCGCACCAGAUGGUCGCCGCGGGCGGCUCGCCGGUGAUGCUGCAUCAACAUCAGCAGCAACAGCAUCAGCAGCAUUCGCAUCAGUCGGCGCACCAGCAGCAGCAACAGCAACAGCAGCAGCAGCAACAGCAGCAGCAGCAGCAACAACAGCAGCAGCAACAGCAGCAGCAGCAGCAGCAGCAACAGUUCUCGCAGCAGCAGUCCCAUCCACAUGCCCAUCUGCACCACCAUCACCAUCACCUGGUGGGCGCAUCGGCACCCAGUCCCGGUCUGGAUCAGCGUCUGGACCACAGCGCCCUGGUAGACAUCAAGCCGCCGAUGGUUUGAGGAUCGCUGGGACCCUUUUUGUUUACCAAUUGAACAGAAAUGGGUUCCUGGACGCAGUUCAAUGUGCACCACCAUUGGGCGCAUCUAUAAUUAGUGGGCGUGGCACAGCACUCGACACACUAAUACAAUAAUGACACACACACGCACUCGUAAAAAUAAUUAUUUUGUGGAUUUCGCAUUUUUUUUUUAAACAAAAAUAUAAAUAAAAGCUAAGCAAUUUUUUUUUUAGUAUGUUUUAAUAAAUAUUACGUGUACAUAAAAGGCUUAGAAAUGCUAAAUACAAGUUUCCGCUAUCUUAAUUAACAAAAGAAAACCAACUAAAAAAAAACACACACACAAAUUGCUAAUUCUUAAAAUAAAAAUGAAAUAAUAUAUAUAUAUAUAUAUAUAUAUCUUAAAGUCCUGCUUAUAUCCUAUUGUAUAUAUGUAUUUAAUGUAUUUCUAGAUGUCUAUACGAAUAUAGUUUCAUAUAUAUAUCAAACGAUCCUCAAAUUUACAAUCAUAAAAUUAUUGCUAUUGAUAUAAAGUAUGCUACAAAAAAGAGUUUUUUUUUUCAUAGUUCUUAGGUAAACAAUUAUUAAGAGAAAUGGAUUUAUUAAUAUGCUCAGCGUUUACAAAAGUUAUAUAUAUACAUAUAUAUAUAUAUACAUAUAAUAUGCU